AUGAAAAGUCGCAAAAGCAAAAAUGUUGCUAUUGUAGGCAGUGGUGCGGCUGGCAUGGCUGCGCUAUGGGCACUAAAAAGCCAUUCACCGCACCAGGUGGACCUAUAUGAGGCCGAUAGUCGACUGGGGGGACAUACCAACACUGUUAGAUUCAAGAAAGGAAAAGAGCAUACGUACGUCGAUACUGGGUUUAUAGUGCUAAACACAGCUACCUACCCAAAUUUCAUAUCAUUUCUGAACGAGAUCAACAUUCCCACACAGAAGUCAGAAAUGACCUUCAGUGUGUCGCGGAACUGGGGCCUCUUUGAGUGGGCCGGUAAUUCUCUCCAAACCGUCUUUGCGCAGAGAUACAACCUCUUCUCCUGGCAAAUGUGGCGCAUGCUCUUUGAUAUAGUCAGAUUCAAUGUUUUUGCACUUGACGUCUUACGGAGCGAUCACGCAUCUCGCAUUGACGAGGUCAGUGUUGGGGAGUAUCUAGACGAAGAAGGCUACUCGACAUUCUUCAGGGAGAGUUACCUCAUUCCAAUGACUGCAGCUAUUUGGAGUACGAGUCCCCAUAAAUGCUCCUUGGAGUUUCCAAUUAUCACAUUGGUCCUUUUUAUGUGGAACCACCACUUGAUCGACACGAUCUCUCAGCGCCCGGAGUGGCGCACACUUAAAUACAGAGCACAGUCUUAUAUUGAAGCUAUGAUGGCCAAUUUUCUCUCCAACCGGGUGCAUCUCAGCACCCCGAUUCGAUCUCUUACCAACGAUUUGUCCGGUCGCGUAUCGCUCAUCACCGCGCAUGGAGUUAAAAGAACAUAUGAUCAUGUUAUCCUAGCGACCCAUGCACUCCAAGCGCUGUCGAUUAUAUCACCUUCGUGUACUGACAAGGAAUACAACAUUUUGUCGCAGUUCGAGACCUCUCGGAACACCGCAUUCCUGCACUCAGACACCGCUUUAAUGCCACGGAAUCGCAAAACAUGGUCGUCAUGGAACUAUCAAACAACAAGACACGCCACGCAGGUGUCUCUUACGUACAACUCUAACAUUCUGCAGGGCAUUCCAGCCUCCAAAUAUGGCGAUGUGCUUGUUACCUUAAAUCCGCUCCAUCCUCCAGACUCAGCUACCAUCCAGGGAGUUUAUUCCUAUCUACAUCCCCUUCUUACUAUUGGUGCUAUGAAAGCUCAAUCCCGACUGUCUGAGAUUCAAGGGACCCGUGGAAUCAGCUAUGCAGGGGCUUGGACGAAGUUUGGGUUUCAUGAAGAUGCGUUCACUAGCGGCUUCAAGGUUGCUGUCGAACAACUUGGUGCUAAUCUCCCUUUUGAAGUCGCGGACAGUGAGUUCAGCAGAGGGAAGGUCCCAGACUUGACCUGGCCGGUGGUUUUACCCAGGUUGUGCCUUCAAGGGUUGCAUUUGGUGUUGACCUGGGUCGAGUGGACCUUUGCCACAUUUCUUUCGGUUCGGAACAAUGGAGGGAAAUCGGCUAUGAUGAACUAA
Messenger RNA from Aspergillus steynii IBT 23096, 1479 nucleotides. Its product is annotated as NAD(P)/FAD-dependent oxidoreductase. Gene Ontology annotation, molecular function: oxidoreductase activity. The record is from RefSeq and is a predicted model, not a curated record. The transcript is spliced from 4 exons. Bases 1 to 1479 code for a protein of 492 amino acids. Lineage: Eukaryota; Fungi; Ascomycota; Eurotiomycetes; Eurotiales; Aspergillaceae.